Acinonyx jubatus (cheetah) is the source of this 962-nucleotide messenger RNA. It is a transcript of the gene TCEAL6, whose product is annotated as transcription elongation factor A like 6. Lineage: Eukaryota; Metazoa; Chordata; Mammalia; Carnivora; Felidae. The record is from RefSeq and is a predicted model, not a curated record.
UUUGAGAAUCAUCUGUGCUUAGAGGGAAAUGAACAGAAAUAACUCAGGGAGAGAGAACGUGUGGACUGAGGAGAGAGGAGGCCCAGGAACACAGCUACUCAAGGUGGCAGCUCUACUUUGGUGGACACUACCACCAGAGCUCUGGAGUCUGGCAGAGCCUGUCUUGAAAGCAGCCUGUGGGAUUCCGUUGCUGAGUGCUCUCGGCAAAGUCGGGUACCCUCCCUGCGAUCAGCUGUCACACCUGGCAAUGACGUACCUCUCAGAGGGAUGCUGUGUGAGGACCUGAGAUGCGCGCCAGGUCUGUGUGUCUGUCCCCAGCACUCUGCAAGACUAGAAAAAUAGGAAGAACCUGUUCAGAAUCCCUGCGGUACAGGAAAAGAGGGGGAAUUCUCAACAUGGAAAAACUCUACAAUGAAAAUGAAGGAAAGCUGGAAAUCGAGGGAACGCCAGAAGAUGAAGUAGAUACAGAAGAUGAAGGAAAAUCAGAUGAGGAAGAAAAGCUGGAAGUGGAGGGGAAGCCAGAGCAUGAGGGAAAGCUCCAGAAUGAGGGACAGCCAGAUGAUGAGGGACAACCAGAAGAUGAGGGAAAGCAAGAAAAGCAGGGCAAGUCUGAAAAUGAGGGAAAACCACACAGUGAGGACAAGCCAGAAUCCCUGGCAAAGGCUGAGAGUGAGUCGCGGGCUGCCGAAAAGCGCCCAGCUGAAGAUUAUGUGCCUAGGAAAGCAAAAAGAAAAACGGACAGGGGGACAGACGAUUCCCCCAAGGACUAUCAGGAGGACUUUCAGGAAAGGCACUUGGGCAGUGAGGAGAUGAUGAGAGAAUGUGGAGAUGUGUCAAGGGCUCAGGAAGAGCUAAGGAAAAAACAGAAAAUGGGUGGUUUUCAUUGGAUGCAAAGAGAUGUACAGGAUCCCUUUGCCCAAGGGGGCAACGGGGUGUCAGGGGAAUGAGGGGCGGAGGUAGGG